Molecule: messenger RNA, 2227 nt
Organism: Caenorhabditis elegans
Lineage: Eukaryota; Metazoa; Nematoda; Chromadorea; Rhabditida; Rhabditidae
Gene: hmg-3
Product: FACT complex subunit ssrp1-B
Exons: 4
Coding region: 8-2077 (689 amino acids)
Biological process (GO): positive regulation of cell cycle; regulation of embryonic development; nematode pharynx development
Cellular component (GO): chromosome; nucleus
Molecular function (GO): DNA binding
Source: RefSeq, marked reviewed
UUUCAGAAUGACUGAGCUCAAAUUCAAGGGAGUUUACGUGGAGGAUAUAGGCCAUUUAACAUGCGGAACGCUUACAUUGACUGAAAAUUCGAUUAACUUCAUAGGCGAUAAGGGUGGAAAAUCAGUUUACAUCACAGGAACCGACGUCGAUAAACUGAAAUGGCAAAAGCUUGGCAACAAGCCGGGACUACGCGUUGGUCUUAGUGAUGGAGGUGCUCACCGCUUCGGAGGAUUCUUGGAUGAUGAUCUUCAGAAAAUCCAAUCGUUCACUUCUUCUAACUGGUCUAAAUCUAUCAAUCAAUCAAAUCUUUUCAUCAAUGGAUGGAACUAUGGGCAGGCCGAUGUCAAAGGCAAAAAUAUUGAAUUUUCAUGGGAAAAUGAACCGAUUUUCGAAAUUCCGUGCACGAAUGUGUCAAACGUCAUUGCCAACAAAAAUGAGGCUAUUUUGGAGUUCCAUCAGAAUGAACAAAGCAAAGUUCAGCUGAUGGAGAUGAGAUUCCAUAUGCCAGUUGAUCUAGAAAAUGAGGAGGAUACUGAUAAAGUAGAAGAAUUCAAGAAAGCAGUGCUGGCAUAUGCUGGAUUGGAGGCUGAAACUGAGCAACCAAUAUGCCUUCUCACUGAUAUUCUGUGCACAACACCUCGUGGAAGAUAUGAUAUUAAAGUUUAUCCGACAAGUAUUGCACUCCACGGAAAGACGUACGAUUACAAGAUUCCUGUCAAAACGAUCAAUCGUCUAUUCUUGGUUCCUCAUAAAGAUGGACGCCAAGUAUAUUUUGUGUUGUCGUUGAACCCACCCAUUCGCCAGGGACAGACACACUACAGUUAUCUCAUUUUCGAGUUUGGGAAGGAUGAAGAAGAAGAUUUGGAGUUGUCGUUGACUGAUGAACAACUCGACUAUUUCAAUGGAAAUCUUCAACGUGAAAUGACUGGACCAAUCUAUGAGACAAUCUCAAUUCUCUUCAAAUCAAUUUGCAAUCUGAAAGUCACCGUUCCUGGACGAUUCCUCGGAAGUUCGGGCACUCCUGCCAUACAAUGUACACAUCGUCAGAACCUUGGAUUGUUGUACCCAAUGGAAAAGGGAUUUUUGUUUAUUCAAAAGCCGGUCAUGUACAUUCGCUUUGAAGAGAUUAGCUCAUGUCAUUUCGCACGUUCUGAUAGCGGAACUGUAACAAGAACUUUUGAUUUUGAGAUUGAUCUGAAAACUGGAUCAUCGUUGACUUUCAGUGCAAUGGAUAAAGAAGAGAACAACAAACUAUUCGACUAUCUAAACAAGAAAGAGAUCAAAAUUCGCAAUUCUCAUCGUAUCGAUAACAAAUCAGCUGGUUAUGGAAGCAGCGAUGAAGAUGAUAUCGAUCCAUACAAGUCAACUGUGAAAGCAGAGGGUCGUGAACAAGAUGAUGACAGCGAUGAUGAAAGUACUGAUGAGGAUUAUGAUUUGGAUAAGGAUAUGAAGAAGCAGAAGAAUGACAAAGACUCAUCAGAAGGUUCUGGAAGUGAACCUGACGAUGAAUAUGAUUCUGGCUCAGAGAAAGAUGCUUCAGGAACUGGAGAAUCUGAUCCAGAUGAAGAGAAUAUUGAACCAAAAAAGAAGGAGAGUAAAGAAAAGAAGAAUAAACGCGAGAAGAAAGAGAAGCCGGUAAAGGAGAAAGCUGUGAAGAAAGGAAAGAAAACUAAAGAUCCAAAUGAGCCGAAACGAGCAACCACUGCAUAUAUCAUCUGGUUCAAUGCCAAUCGUAAUUCAAUGAAAGAAGAUGGGGAUACACUCGGAGAUGUUGCUAAAAAAGCCGGAGCAAAGUGGAAGUCCAUGAGUGCGGAUGAUAAAAAGGAAUGGAACGAUAAGGCUGCACAGGACAAGGCAAGAUACGAAGCGGAAAUGAAAGAAUACAAGAAGAAUGGUGGAGGAGUAGAGAAAGCAUCUGGACCAUCCACGAAGAAAAGCUCCGAUCAAUCUCCGGGUAAACAGUUCAAGUCUAAGGAGCAUAUCAGUGAUACGGAUGAUUCCGAUGACGAUGAGCCGCUAAAGGCGAAGAAAGACGAAUCCGAUGCUGCCUCCGAGUCUUCUGGUGAAUCGGAUUGAUUUUCUGACUAAAUAUUUUAUUGUUGCUUUUUAUUCGCCUUCCUUCUUACUUUCAUAGAUCUCUUUCAUCCUCUUUCCAAUCAUUUACCCAUUUUAUAUUGGAUUCCCAUUAAUUUCAAUUAUAACUGUAAAAUGAAUUUAUCGAUGAUG